Prorocentrum cordatum is the source of this 804-nucleotide messenger RNA. Lineage: Eukaryota; Dinophyceae; Prorocentrales; Prorocentraceae. The record is from the annotation of a GenBank genome assembly.
AUGGCCGCGAGUGUUCAGGGUAGAAAAGCACGUGCACCUGGCGGAAGCCAAGAUGAGCCGGAGUUGGAAGAGAAGACGGGCAAGACCAUGGACAAUCCGCUGCACGACGUGAGCAGGAUGAACGAAGCCGUGGCACACGCGAACAUGACGGCCAUGACGUACGGCGUGGACAUACUGUCCAUCAACAUUCUGUCGGCGGUCCCGAUUGACGUCGAGCUCACGAAGGCGCUGGCCUGCGGCGCGGUGGCGAGCGCCCAGGCUUUACAUGCGGAAACGGCCGCCAGGAGCAACGCCAAGGCGACGAAGCUCGACGCGACGGCGACCGCGGACAAGGCGAAGAUCGAGGCGGAGGGCCAGGCCCUGGCCGAGGUCAUCCGUGCCAAGGCCACGGCAGAGUCCGCGCGCUUGGUGGCCGAGGGCAGCAAGGACGCAGCGAACAUACUGUCCACGGCUUCGGUGGCCGUCAACUUGGCCAGGGUGGAUAAGAGCUCGCAGCUCAUCGGCAAGAACGACAAGUUCUUCUUCGGUCAGGAGCCCAGCUACCUGUCGAGCCUCGUCCUAAAGGGCGACCGCGCAAGCAGGGGUGCAAAGAGAGGCGUGUUUAGCUGUGUUGCGGGCCAGCGUCAUGUCUCCUCGCAUGGAUGUAUCUCGUUAGACCCCUUUCGCCCUUCACACGCUGAGGACGUGGUUCAGACCCAGCAGCAGUCGACACGUACUUUGACUGGUGGAUUUCUGUGUUGCCCUCCUAUCGUGCAACCUGUUGCCCCCUCCAUGGGUCUGCGCAGCUUUAAGGUGCACUGCUAG